UGUACUCGCUGCCCACAGUUCGUCUAUGCUCUUAAUUAGCACAACUCUUUGGCUUUGCAAUCAUGUCAGGUCCUCGUUUUUUAAGCGAUCGCGCGAUUAUCGUGUGCGUGACGGUUUGCUUGUGCUUUUCGCGACAAACUGACACGCAACAAAAUGUCUAUUAUAAUCCUCAAAAUGCUGCUCAGUCUUUUUUACCUCAACAAUACAGUAGCAAUGUUGAUUCACCAAUACUCACAAGUGGGACUGCGUCUCAAGACAAUACUAGAUAUUCACAACAACAAAUGCAACAGCAGCUACAGCAACAACAACAAAUGCAGCAGCAACUACAACAACAGAGACAGCAACAACAACUUCAACAACAAAGGCAGCAGCAACUGUUGCAACAACAGCGUCAACAGCAACAGCAGCAGCAGCAACUGCUCCAGCAACAACGACAGCAACAAGCAUCUAGAACGUACAGUAGCAUGAAUCAAGGACGUGAAAGCUAUGAUACAUUUGCAUCUAGAUAUGCUCCACCUACUCAACGUUUACAAGCUGGUGCUUUACCAUAUAUUAUAGGAGAAGGUAGACUAGCAGAAAUUCGCUCUGAAUUCCUUUAUUGGUUCUUUGAUAAAGGUGGUGACAAUGGUAAUGGUGAUUAUCAAACCGACAUACAUGGUUCUUCACCUCAGGUUCAUAAAAAUUUCAACUUUCAACUGCCAUUUUUCGGUUUUCGUUUCAAUUAUACACGAGUAUCAAUGAACGGAUACUUGGAAUUUAGUGAUCCUCCUUCACAUUACCGUUAUCCUUUAUCAUUUCCCAUCAAAGAAUGGCCGAAAAAAAACGAUCCAUCAUUCAUUGGUAUUUUCUACAGCAAGUGCCGAAUAGGUUCCUUGAAACCAGAUGAUGAAGACAGAAGACGACCGGGUGUUUACUUUAGAAUGGAGAGAGAUUUACAAUCUCGAACUGACCAAUUUGGUGUAGAAAUGAGGGAAAGGUUAAUGUGGGAUAUCCGUGAAGGUGUUAUAGGUGCUGAAUCUUUUGUACCCAAACAUUCAGUCAUUAUAACUUGGAAAAACAUGUCUUUUGCCGGUGGUAUUGACAAUGCUUUGUAUAGAACCAAUACAUUCCAAAUGGUGCUGGCCACGGAUGAAGUGUUUACCUACGCUAUUUUCAACUAUGCAGAUAUGCAAUGGACCAGUCAUACCGAAGCCGGUGGAGAUACAACCGGCGGUGAAGGAGGUGUUCCAGCCUUCGUAGGAUUCAACGCAGGAAAUGGAACUAGGAGUUUCGAGUAUUAUCCAUAUUCGCAAAGAUCAACUAUAAGAGAUUUAGUCGGUCGAGGUUGGGCUAAUGACUUUCCUGGUCGUCACAUAUUUAGAAUAGAUGAAAACAUCAUGUUAGGAACUUGUAACAAAGAUAUAGCGGGCACUAAUUUACCACUGGUGUUCGCACCCGAGAGUGGAAACAUGUUAGGAGGAACUGUAGUCAACAUUACAGGUCCAUGUUUUGAACGUACAGAUAAAGUUAGAUGCAAAUUUGAUACCGAAGAAGUAGUUGGUACAGUGAUAAACAGAAAUAGAGCAAUCUGUAUACAGCCAUUUUUAAUGGCUGAAGGUUAUGUAAUUUUUGACGUGGCUAUUGGAGACGAAAAAUAUAACUGGAAAGGAAAAUAUUUCGUAGAGACUCCAGCAACAGCUACUGAGCGCAUAAGAUUUCAGGACGGAUCAGUACGGGAAAAAAAUCCUAAAGAGAUAAAAAUUACUUGGGAGAAGCAAAAUUUAACCACUAAUUACGCCACAAAUGUUAAAAUUUCUCUUUACGGUUAUAGAGAAGUAACUAUAUCCCCGGAGCUAGUAUUUAUUGAUUUGAUUGAGGAUGCUGUUCCUAAUUCCGGUGAAUAUGUCAUCUAUCCAAAAGUAUACGAAACUCGUGAAAAUAAUAGAAAUUUAGAUUUAACAUUUGGAUUCUUGCAAAUACAACUUGUGAACCCUUUAACGGAAUCUGGCGUACCAAUAUCACCAAUCAUAUGGAGUAAGCCUAUACCUUUGGGUUGGUACUUUGGUCCUCAAUGGCAACGUUGGCAUGGGGAUAAUUGGCCUGAAAAAUUAUGUGAUGAUUGGAUAAAAAAUGAUAGAUACUUAAAAAAUUUCGCAGCCGAAAUCCAUCAAUGUCCAUGUACAUUGGAACACGCAUUGGUCGAUCGAGGUCGAUUUUUGCCCGAUUAUGAUUGUGAUAGAGAUGCUAAUCCACAAUGUUUAUACAACAAAGGAGCUGUACACUGCGUCACAACAGGAGCGCCGAGUAUGGAAGGUUCUGAACAACAAUGUUGUUAUGAUAAAAACAAUUAUCUAAUGUUAUCUUACGAUCAAAUGUGGGGUUCUCGUCCAAGAAGAUCACAUAAUUUGGGUUUCUUACCUUGGUCAGAAGCCAAUAAGGUACCAACACUAUCUCAGUGGUUUCAUGAUAUGAGCCCAUUUUUCCCUUGUUGUUUGUGGCAGGAAGAACAAGCCGUCGGUUGUGAAACUUAUCGUUUCGAACGUCGACCAUCUCAAGACUGUGUAGCGUAUCAAUCACCUAAUGUCGCCACGGUCUUCGGAGACCCACAUGUGAUUACAUUUGACGACUUAGAGUACACAUUCAAUGGAAAAGGCGAAUUUGUGUUGGUGCAUGUAGACUCCAAUGAAUUCAAAUUUGACGUCCAAGGAAGAUUUGAACAACUAUCUGAUAAUAUAUACGGACCUGUUAUGGCAACUCAACUAACCUCGAUAGCUUCUCGUGAUAAUACUUCUACUGUAAUCGAAGUGAGACUGCGACCAAGGGCUGCUCAAUGGAGAUAUAGGUUGGAUGUAUUUGCUGAUGGUAAACGAGUGUAUUUUGAUAGGCCAGCACUAAAAGUCCAACAUUUUCACGGAGUUACGGUAUACUCACCUUCUUAUACUUUAAAUCAGUCAGAAAUUGUUAUCAUGUUCCAAUCGGGAGCCGGUUUAGAAGUUCUGGAAAACAAAGGUUACAUGACCACUCGAGUAUACAUGCCUUGGCAAUUUAUUAAUAAAACUAGAGGGUUGUUUGGGAACUGGAGCUUUGAUCAAUUCGAUGAUUUUAUGUUACCAAACGGCAUGACUGUAAUGCCCAAUACAGUUGAUUUCGAAGCUACUCACAAGCAAUAUGCGUUAAACUGGAUUUUAGAAGACAGAGAUGAAAAAAACAAAGGAGGAGCUUUGUUCUUCCGGGAGUAUGGCCGAACAGCCAGUUACUAUGCUAAUCGAACCUUUGAGCCAGUAUUCGGAUCAACCCCGGAACUCAUAAUUCCUCCUAAUCGACCAGACGAUAUAAGAAAAGCUCACGAGUUGUGUGGAGACUCGUAUCAAUGUAAAUAUGACUAUUCAGUCAGUUUAAACAGAGACAUGGCAUUUUUUACUUUACUUUACCAAGAUGGAUUUGUUAAUACAAAAAAAAUGAGCAAACAGAAAGUGAUAUCUUGUGGCGUUUUGGAAACUCCGAGAUUCGGACGAAAAAGCAACUUUUUGUUUGUACCUAACACUAAAGUAACGUUUGAAUGCAAUCAAGACUUUGUUUUAAUUGGCGACCAAAGGAGAACCUGUUCAGCCGAUGGUAAAUGGGAUAUACCAGAGUAUGGAUACACAGAAUGCUUACGUCAUCUCGAAUACGAGUCGCGAAGCGCUUGGUUGACCAUUGCGUUGAUUUCGGCCACAAUCGUACCGCUGCUGGUAGGCAUUUGCUGCGUGGUAUCACAGGUGCAUCGGCGGCGUCAAGGUUCUGGGUUCCGGUUCACAUCAGCCGCCGCCAUGAAGCGUCGCAACUCGGUGCUGGCCUUGAGUACUUUGGACCUAUCCGCCAGAAUCGACGACACCGACAAACAACCGGUACAUCAAUCAUCGCAGCGUCAACAGACUUCUUCGUCACCCGUGUCGUCGUCCGACCGGUCGUCGACACAACCGGAAUCAGUGGCCAGCUCCAACAAUCCGCAUCGGUCGUACGAUGGUGUGUAUAAGACCAACGAGCCACUGCCUAAUAGACCAGACGUUCGUUUUGAACCUAAAGUCUGGGACCUGGACGACGAAUAUGAAGGACAACUAAAAAUGAUCCCUAAAAGAAAGGCCAUAUAUGUGGCUGGAUCACCAAAGACAGAUCGUAAGGAUGCGCUCAACAGCGGCGGUCCAUCGGUUGCCUCGCAACGACAGAUAAUACCGUCCAAGCUCAAAGAUUCAUUUUAGACAUCUAAUUGAAAAAUUGUAUCCAUUUGUUUUAUGUUUAAGUAGGACAAUUAUAUAUUUCCAAACAACGAUCAUCAGCAGCGGUACAUUUUGUAAAUAAAACUUACAGCGCGAUCAAUUCGUCUAAUAAAAAUCUAAAGCAUUUCAAAUGUUUUAAAAUUAUAUUAAAAAAUACAUCUAAUACUGAAUGAUCUUAUACAUGUAUAAACUUUUUACUUGCUCAUUUUUUCAUUAUAUUCCUUAGAUAUUAAUAAUUUGAGUACGUUUUGCACGUUAUCUAUCCAAGUCCACUUUAUUGUAUAUAAUUUAUUAUUAUAAAAAGUGUAAAUAUAUUCCACGA
Molecule: messenger RNA, 4557 nt
Organism: Daktulosphaira vitifoliae (grape phylloxera)
Lineage: Eukaryota; Metazoa; Arthropoda; Insecta; Hemiptera; Phylloxeridae
Product: protein mesh-like
Exons: 16
Coding region: 63-4217 (1384 amino acids)
Biological process (GO): cell-matrix adhesion
Source: RefSeq, a predicted model, not a curated record